Molecule: messenger RNA, 4178 nt
Organism: Alligator mississippiensis (American alligator)
Lineage: Eukaryota; Metazoa; Chordata; Crocodylia; Alligatoridae
Gene: CDH17
Product: cadherin 17
Exons: 18
Coding region: 77-2608 (843 amino acids)
Biological process (GO): calcium-dependent cell-cell adhesion; multicellular organism development; homophilic cell-cell adhesion
Cellular component (GO): plasma membrane; adherens junction; catenin complex
Molecular function (GO): calcium ion binding; cadherin binding
Source: RefSeq, a predicted model, not a curated record
CUUGGGUGAGUCUGAGAAACCAUAAACUGUGCAGAGAAGCGCAGGCUUGGCACUGUUAACCUCAACAGGAGCCAAAAUGCAAGAAAUCACCAAGAUGUUUAUACUGCAUGGACUUCACAUAUUCUACCUCCUUGUAUUUCAUUUGGCUGCCUGCCAGCAUACAGAGGAACUGCAUCUAAGCGGACCUCUGCAAGACAUGACUUUCAGUGUUCAAGAAGGUACAAUUGGAUUUCAGUACCUAUACCAGUUCAUAAUAGAGCCGCCUGCUGAUAGUCUGAGACUAAGUGGUGAAACAGAUGGCAUCUUUGAAAUCGGACCAAAGCAAGGAAUUUUGUAUUUCAAUAAGACUUUAGACAGAGAAACCAAAGCUGUCUAUAAGUUACAGGUGAAUGCCGUAGAUGCAAAGGGAGAGAAAGUAAAAGGUCCCUACAUUAUCACUGUAAAUGUUCAGGACAUCAAUGAUAACCAGCCGCAGUUUGACCAGGAAAAGUAUUUUGGAGUAGUGAGGCCACUACCUUCACGUGCAGGCAAACCUUUCAUGUAUGUGCAUGCUACUGACUUUGAUGAUCCUACAACUCCCAAUGCACAGCUGAGUUACAGCAUUUUCCAGCAUUUUCCUAACCCCUAUAAUGUGAUGCUUUUUGAGAUCAAUAAUAAAACUGGAGGAAUCGCUACUAGUCCUCAAGGAGCUCGUCUUCUAGAUCCCCAGAAGCAGGAUCAUUUCACCCUUGUUGUCACAGUGAAGGAUUUGGCAGGAAUGACAGGGAAUGCUUUCACCAAUAAUGCUGAUGUGGAAAUCACUGUUAAGGAGAACCUUUGGAAGGCACCUCCUCCAGUACAUAUCAGAGAGAACUAUCUUGGUCCCUAUCCCAACAACAUCACUCAGGUACAGUGGAAUGAUCCAGAUGCAAAAUAUGAACUUCUUCCAAAAGAGAGGUUGCCCAGGUUCCCAUUUACGAUCAAUAAGAACGGGACUAUUUAUGUGACUGAACCAUUGGACAGGGAAGAAAAGGAUUUUUAUACCUUCUAUGCAACUGCAAAAGAUGAACAAGGAGAAAUACUAGACAAGCCUUUGGAAAUUCAAAUUGUGGUGGAAGAUGUUAAUGAUAAUCCACCUGUGUGCCAGAAAGCUUUAACCAUAUUUGAAGUUCAGGAGAAUGAAAAUGUAGGAAGUAUUAUUGGAACUCUGGAAGCUUCAGACAUGGAUCAACAAGGCACUCUUAAUUCUCGCUUGCAAUUCCAUAUUGUGGAUCAGAACCCCAAAAUUCCUGUAGAUAAAUUAUUCAUUGUUCAGCAAGAAGCCGGGACAUUCCAGUUAAGGAGCUCUUCAUUAAACAAGCACAUAGUUUCUAACUAUACCCUGAAAGUGGAAGUAACAGAUGCAGGAUUCAAAACAGAGUGUGAUGUGCAAAUAAAUAUCAUUGACAUCAAUGAUCAGAUUCCCAUCUUUGAAAAAUCAGAUUAUGGUAAUGUGACUAUUCCAGAAGAUACUCCAAUAGGAAAUGUAAUACAAGAAAUUCAAGCUACUGAUGUAGAUGAACCAUUCACUGGAAGCUCUCAAAUCAUUUACCAGAUUGAAGAGGGGGACCCAGGAAAAAAUUUCUUCAUAGAGACAGACCCCAAAACAAAUAGAGGAUUCAUCAAGAUUCAAAAGGCUCUCGAUUUUGAAAAAACUCCAAUGUAUAACCUUACGAUCAAGGCCACAAACCCUGAACCUCUGGUGUCUGGAGUACAGUAUCGGUCAAACUCCACUGCCUAUUUCAGAGUUAUUGUGACUGAUGUGAACGAACCACCUGUUUUCAGGCAGCUUACUUAUAUAACAGCUGUAUAUGAAGAUACUCCUGUAAACACCUGGGUAAUGAAAGCAGAGGCAUAUGAUCCUGAGGGGGAUGAAAUAAGAUAUACCUUAAAGAACAAUAACAGGAAGUGGCUACGAAUUGAUGAAAUCUCUGGAGACAUAUAUAUUGCUUCACAUUUGGAUCGAGAAACAGAACGUGCAUACAGAGUAGAGGUCACUGCAAUACAGACAAGUAAAGAAUCUCAGAGCUCCACAGCGAUCUUCAUACUACACAUAAGAGACGUGAAUGAUAAUGCUCCCCGCUUAGCUAGGAAUUAUUCUCUAUUCUUCUGCCAUCCACUCAGUGGAGGAGAAGGUGCACAAAUUGAAGCUACUGAUGAUGAUGAACAUGAUCCAGAGUUCACUUUUUCUAUUGAGGGUGAUGAAAAUAUAAAAAGGAACUGGGGGAUCUCUAGAAUCAAUGGUACCCAUGUUUACCUUUACCCAAAGAGCACUGAUCUAGAGGCAAAAAUGCAUAACAUCCCACUAAAAAUUAAGGACAAGGGAGAACCACCAUUGGAAAGAAACCUGAAUCUCCAAGUAAACAUCUGCAGGUGUACAGAUGCCAGGACAUGUUUUAUUGAAUUAGCACACAAUUCACAGUCACCAUCAGUCGGCAUGGCGGUUGGUAUCCUUCUUGCAGUAGCGAUAGUCGUUGGUGGGAUUUUAGGGGGUGUAUUCUUCCACUUGAACCGCAAGAAAAAGAAGGAAAGAAAAGAAGCAGACCAGAAUGCAAAAAAUCCAGCUGAAAUGAUAGCACUGACGUCAUAACUGGAAAUACAUUUUAUAACUAGUUUUUGCAUAAAUGUGUUUUUAGAAACUUCUGACACAGGUAAAUGUAGUUUCCUCCAAUCCUCCUCCCCCCACACCUCCUUUCUUGGUUAAUAAUAUUCAGUUUUACAAAAGCAAAACCAUAUGUUAAGUACACAGGUAACUAUUAACACACAUACCAGUCUUUCCAGGGGGUAUAAAACAUGAUGAUGUCAAGGGCCGUGAGCUUGAAAAGAGUUAUGGACAGAAACAUUCCUGUUUGCAUGGCACAUCUUGGUAAAUGCCAACUUGAAAUAAUGACCAUUCUAUAUUUUAGAGUGGCUACCUUCUUCCACAACUCUCUUCACAGUGGCUAACAGAAUGUCAAGCAAUGUAUUCAGAGUAUAAGAAAAUGAAGUCCUAAAUUAGACUUGGGAGUCUCUCACACAGUGGGAGGGAUCUGCUGAUCAUCAGUUUAAUUGCUUCCAAAAACUGGCCUAGAAAUAUUCUGACUCACAGCAUACAUGCUUAUGCUUGUGAAUGCAUAACAACAAUAUAUUAAGCUUAAAUUUGGUGAAGCAGAAGGUGUUUAAAUUUUCCCUUCACUGUCUGUGUCAAGUGGGCACCAUUGCCACCAUUAAUAAAUACUUUUUUUAAACAAUAAAGAACAUGAGACAGUGGGAUAUCAUCUUCUUUGUAGAAUAUUGUAAAUAAUUGUUUGCCCUGUGCAUACUGCAAAGCUAUAGAACAUUCUCUCAGCAGAUUUGUUGGUGGUCCAUAAAAAAAGAAACAGCAAACUAUUGCUGCUAGCUAUUUUAGGGUUUAAUGCAAUAUUUUGCAUAAAGGAUAUCUGCAAUGGCAACUUUUCACAAGUUAGUGUGAAUUUACAACUGUUUUGAUCAAGAUUUGGAAAUUGUACAUUGAAAUCUUUCCAGGGGGGCUAUUGAAUAUUACUGUGCCUGCAGUGACUUGCAUUGGACCCCUGAGGCAUUCUCUGGAAAGAAAAUAUAUUUUGUUUAGAAGCUUGCUUAUAGUAGGGCAUCAUUUGGCAAUAAACUGAUAAGGAUUGUUUCAAAAGGACUAAAAACUUACAAAUAUUCCACUGAAUUUGAAGGAAUGUAUAUUUUUAAAGGAGUUAGGAAAAACAAAUUCGUACAAGAAUGAAGAAUAAGUAUUUACAAAGCUGGAAAGAAAGGACUAGAACAUUUUCUUGGUAACAUUGCAUUAAGUAUGUUUCCUAGAGUGUUGCCAGCAAAAACUUUGCUUUUGGCCUUCAACCAUUCAGUAUAAUUGUCAGAUGUCUCACCACAUCUUGUUGUCCAGCUGUUGAAGACAGCUGUUGGAGAGGCUUUUUUGUGGGGUUAUCUCAUCUGCUGGAAUGUAUUUGUUUGUGUGAGAACAUCAACCAAUUAUAUUCAGAAACUGUGAUAUUACAUUACGUCAGUGUCCAGAACUUGAAAUCAGUGCAUAUUUAUAAAUCAUAAAUAAAAUAAAUCAGUAGGAACUAAAGGCCAAGAUCCAUUGUACUUUUAUGUACCAAUAGAGUUUUGUACAUUCCCUGUUUUGAAAUAAAAGUGCCAUUUUGUUUGAA